Molecule: messenger RNA, 402 nt
Organism: Neomonachus schauinslandi (Hawaiian monk seal)
Lineage: Eukaryota; Metazoa; Chordata; Mammalia; Carnivora; Phocidae
Product: 40S ribosomal protein S24-like
Exons: 1
Coding region: 1-402 (133 amino acids)
Biological process (GO): translation
Cellular component (GO): ribosome
Molecular function (GO): structural constituent of ribosome
Source: RefSeq, a predicted model, not a curated record
AUGAAUGACACAGUAACUAUCCAGACCAGGAACUUCAUGACCCAACCAACUACACUUCAGCGGAAACAGAUGGUCAUUGAUGUCCUUCACCCCGGAAAGGCAACAGUACCUAAGACAGAAAUUCGGGAAAAACUAGCCAAAAUGUACAAGACCACACCAGAUGUCAUAUUUGUGUUUGGAUUCAGAACCCAUUUUGGUGGUGGCAAGACAACAGGCUUUGGCAUGAUUUAUGAUUCCUUGGAUUAUGCAAAGAAAAAUGAACCCAAACACAGACUUGCAAGACAUGGCCUCUAUGAGAAGAAAAAGACAUCAAGAAAACAGCGAAAGGAACGCAAGAACAGAAUGAAGAAAGUCAGGGGGACUGCAAAAGCCAAUGUUGGUGCUGGCAAAAAGAAGGAGUAA